This is a messenger RNA of Mizuhopecten yessoensis (Yesso scallop), 740 nucleotides long. RefSeq names its product phosphoserine phosphatase-like. Gene Ontology annotation, biological process: L-serine biosynthetic process; dephosphorylation. The coding region runs from base 10 to 546 and encodes 178 amino acids. The record is from RefSeq and is a predicted model, not a curated record. Lineage: Eukaryota; Metazoa; Mollusca; Bivalvia; Pectinida; Pectinidae. Gene Ontology annotation, molecular function: magnesium ion binding. Gene Ontology annotation, cellular component: cytoplasm. The transcript is spliced from 4 exons.
AACAAGGCAAUGGGAGGAGGUGUAUCAUUCCGAGUGGCUCUUACAGAGAGACUGAACAUCGUCAAACCUUCACACAAAAACUUGUCUGACUUUGUGGCUCAGCACACUCCAGACUUUUCUCCAGGCAUCAAGGAGCUGGUGGCUGUGCUACAUGAGAAGAACAUUGCAGUUUAUCUAGUGUCCGGUGGAAUGACCUCCAUUAUAGAGCCUGCCGCUGAAAUCCUCUCUGUUCCGUUUGAAAACAUAUAUGCCAAUAAACUCAAGUUCUAUUACCAUGGUGACUAUGCUGGUUUUGAUGAGGACCAGCCAACCUCAGAAUCUGGUGGAAAAAAGGUCGUAGUUCAAAGGUUAAAGGACAAGUUUGGGUAUAAAAACCUUGUGAUGAUUGGUGACGGUGCCACAGACAUGGAAGCCUCUCCACCAGCGGAUGCAUUUAUAGGCUAUGGUGGUAAUGUGGUGAGGGAAAAGGUCGCACAGGGAGCACACUGGUUUGUGAAGGACUUCCAGGAACUCAUACAGGAAAUAAAGGAUGCCAGGAGUAGUUGAUCUACGUGUGUUUUGGCUUCAAAGGAAAAUCUUGUUAAACUCAAUAUUGUGUGUGGCAAUGUUUGCCUCGUAAAUCUUCAGAUCAACAAUGUCACUGGCCUUAUGUGUAGGCUAAUAGAGUCUUUUCUUAGGUUGAGGGUGUGACAGAGAAAUCUCCAACCCGAGAGGUUUAGUUUAAAUUUCUUUUAUUCAAG